Molecule: messenger RNA, 2404 nt
Organism: Cryptotermes secundus
Lineage: Eukaryota; Metazoa; Arthropoda; Insecta; Blattodea; Kalotermitidae
Product: UDP-glucuronosyltransferase 2B15
Exons: 7
Coding region: 535-2298 (587 amino acids)
Molecular function (GO): UDP-glycosyltransferase activity
Source: RefSeq, a predicted model, not a curated record
UAGAACAGCUCAUUUUCAUUCUUCAGUUCUGCUUUUAUUCAGAGGCACUCUGCAGAUCGUGUCAGCGCUGCGUACAAGUGGGAUCAACAUGGUGCCUGUGUGUCCCUCCAUUUCUGUUUUUGAACUGGUUGACAGAUUUGCAUGAAACCUAGUAGAGGAAUUGUACGUUUGGAGAACUCCUCUGUAUUCUACUCUAUAGUUCCACGGUCAUCAGUAACAACUUGGCAGAAGUGCGAACUUAUGACGUGGGAGCAACUUUUAAUUUAUAGCUCCGGAACGAUGUGCGAUAAUUGUCAAGAAACAUACAACUGUUAUUAAGGUGACGGCAUUGUAGAAGUGCGAAAAUAUCGUCAGAUUUCGGUUUGAUGGCAGUGACUACUGACAAUUGCAGCUUGGCACACGAAAUUGUGCACAGCAGAACCGCGCUCCGCAGCCGAUGGUUUCAACGAAUGAUUCGGCGAGGAAUCCAAGUUGAAAAGGAAGACAGAUUACUGGUCGAAGAAACAAAUGAACUGAAGUCGAUCAAAACGAGAGAUGCGCACAAACCACAGUCCACUUGUAUGGGGCUACGCCGUGGUUGCACUUCUCGCCUCUUGUCAGUAUGGAGGGACUUCCCGGGUGCUUAUGGUUACACUGGGAGGCACGAGGAGCCAUAAAAUCCCAUUCCUGGAGCUUGCCCGUGGACUGAUAGCACGUGGUCACAACGUCACGUUUAUAAACGCGUUUCCUCCAGACGCUGAGGUAGUGGGGCUGGAGGAGGUCACCCCGAUGAACCUCGUGUUCUAUGUUCGCAACUACACCGACUGGGACCUGCUGGGAGUUCGGAUGAGCGGCAGCGAACCCGUCCCUCCUGCUGAUGUCCUCCGUUACGCAUAUUACUCGUGUGAUGCAGUACUCUCAGACCCGGAAACACACGUCUUGAUGAACUCUGGGCGCUCCUAUGAUCUUGUCAUAUUGGACGGUGCUUAUCCGGAGUGUGCAGUCGGCCUCGCAUUUCACUUCCGUGCCCCCUUCAUGUACAUCAACACUGUAGCUUUUUACAUGGGGUCUGUGGCACAUGGAGGAGGACCAGUUCCCUUCUCAGUGACGCCAUUCUUCGCUAGACCCUUCAGCGACAACAUGGUGUUUCCGGAUCGAGUCUUGAAUGCCAUAUACCUUACAGGAAUAGAAGUCGUGCAUACGGUGUUCAUAAGAUGGUGUUUGGAGUACUUGAUGAAGGACUAUUUUGGCCCAUUAAUGCCACAUGUCUUUGACAUGGUCAAAAACGUGAGCUUUAUCCUUCAGAACGGCCAUGCAACUGUGACAUAUCCCAGACCGUACCUGCCUAACGUCGCAGAAAUCGCCUGUAUUCAUUGCAGGCCAGCGAAACCUCUGCCGAAGGACCUGGAGCAGUUCGUGUCCGGUGCAGACAUGGGCUUUAUCUACGUCAGCAUGGGCUCAUCCGUGCUGACUGCCAAGAUGCCCGACAUGCUGCGCCAUAUGUUCAUCAGAGCGUUCGAACAACUGCCGUACCGCGUGCUCUGGAAGUGGGAGGCCGGAGAGGGCAGCAUUGCUGAUCUUCCGGAUAACGUGCGCCUUGGUCGCUGGUUGCCGCAGCAGGAUAUCCUGGGUCAUCAUAAGAUCAGAGCCUUCGUGACUCACGGUGGUCUCCUCAGCAUGUUUGAGACAGUGUACCACGCAGUCCCAGUUGUCACCAUGCCUGUGUUCUGUGACCACGACGCUAAUUCAGCCAAGGCAGUGAUAGAUGGCUACGCAUUGAAACUGGAACUCCAGGAGCUCACUGCAGACAAACUGGUGUGGGCCAUCAAUCAGGUCAUCCAUGAUUCAAGGUACCGAGAUGAGGUGAGGAAGCGCUCAAAGCUGCUGCGUGAUCAACCAGAACAUCCACUAAAUCGUGCCAUCUACUGGACAGAAUACGUGCUAAGACACAAAGGUGCAUACCAUCUACAAUCUCCAGCCAAAGAGUACUGUUUUGUGCAGUAUUAUCUGAUAGAUGUUGCCUUGUUCUGCUUGAUAGCUGGUUACAUCUGUGCAAAGUUGUUCAUUAAACUAAACAGCGUCAUGAUCAGACUGAUUGUCAGCCAUAUUACUAAUCAGCAAUCUUCAAAUGAGGAUGGUGUGACAAAAAUGAAAUCUGAAGCCAAUGGAUUCUCCAGUGGUUCAGCAGAGAUAACAUUAAGAAGAAAUGGAAAUAUUGUAUCAAACAGCAAUUCAGUGAGUGUAGAAAGGACUAUCAGUAACGGGGAGAGCCAUAAGAUUGGAGCUUGUCUUACAAAUGGAAUUAAACAGAGAAGGUAGCUUCACGAGGACAGGUUAAACUUUGAACUUCCACUGACUUUGGAUAUCAUAUGUUUUAAUUUGUAUUAUGUGAAGAAUGUAAAACAGGAUAAAUUAUAAUAACACA